UAGUAAGUAGGUCAGGAAGAUCUGCGGGCGCCGCCAUCCUAGUUGGCUGAAAGAAUUCUGGGGCCAGGAUUAUCUCAGACUGGGGACCAGGGUCACCGGGCCACUCGCUGGGCACCUGACUCGGGGCGGGCCAAGGAGCAAGAAACCCGGAAUUGGUCCUAGGAGUUUCUCUGGUCCAGUUUUGCGGUGCUUUAGGCUUCCUCUGCCCCAGAGCCGGCUCCAGGCUCCGCUGAUCUGCGCCUCCCAGGCCCUCACGAUGGCGAGAGCCUGGGUCUGCUUGGCAGGCGCCGUCUUCUUCCUUUCCUGUCUGGUUUUGCAUUCGCGCUUCUGUGGCUCUCUGGUUUCAAGGACACUUUCUUUGCACGUUUCCUGGAGAAUGGAGGACCCUCUUUUCCGGCUGGAUUUGAGUUGGCCCAAGAAUUCAGAAUACUUCACUGGUGCAACAUUUUGUGUUGCAGUUGACUCCCUCAAUGGGUUAGUUUACGUAGCUCAAAGAGGGGAUCACAUCCCCAAGGUGUUAGUGUUCUCAGAGGAUGGAUAUUUCCUACGAGCCUGGAACUAUACAGUUGACACACCUCAUGGUAUGUUUGUCUCCGGCACACCAUAUGAACAGUCCGUCUGGAUCACAGACGUAGGAAGUGGACCCUAUGGCCAUACUGUUAAAAAAUAUAAUUCCCUGGGUGAUCUUGUUCAAGUCUUGGGAACCCCAGGCAAGAAGGGCACUGGCUUGAACCCACUGCAGUUUGACAACCCCGCAGAAUUAUAUGUAGAUGACACCGGAGAGAUUUACAUUGUUGAUGGAGAUGGGGGACUGAAUAACAGACUGGUCAAACUAUCCCAAGAUUUCAUGAUCCUCUGGCUGCGUGGAGAGAAUGGAACAGGACCUGCCAAGUUCAACAUACCUCACAGUGUUACACUCGACUCAGUUGGCCGGGUAAAGACAGUGUUCAUGUGUUUGGAACUGUGUGGAUAUGGGUGGGUGGGCAUGUCUCGGUGUAUGUGUCCUCUUUUGUUUCUGUUGCUAUUCUUUCCUCUUAGGUUCACCCCAGAUGGGAAGUACUUGAUUGUGGCCCAGCUGAACCUCAGUAGACUGUCAGUGUUGGUUGCCCCACCCUCUGGAAGCAUUGGGGACUGCUCUGUGGUCAGCACUAUCCAGCUAGCAGAUCAGGUUCUGCCACAUCUUUUAGAAGUCGACAGAAAGACUGGCGCUGUCUAUGUAGCAGAAAUUGGGGCAAAACAAAUACAAAAAUACAUCCCGUGGCACAGUGGCAUCCCUGCCUUCGGAGCUUAGUGCUUCCAGCUGGGAGGAGCUUCAAGUAGCAGUUCAGAGCCACAUGGUCACUUUUGCCUCUUCUACAAGAAAAGUGUGUUGCUAUGUCAUGAAGAGUCAUGUUUUCUUAUGGUUUUGGGACUCGGUUUUACAACUAUGUGUAUAAGAAUUGUUUUUCUUCUUGGUG
This is a messenger RNA of Mastomys coucha (southern multimammate mouse), 1457 nucleotides long. It is a transcript of the gene Nhlrc3, whose product is annotated as NHL repeat containing 3. Gene Ontology annotation, biological process: proteasome-mediated ubiquitin-dependent protein catabolic process; protein polyubiquitination; negative regulation of translation. Lineage: Eukaryota; Metazoa; Chordata; Mammalia; Rodentia; Muridae. Gene Ontology annotation, molecular function: ubiquitin protein ligase activity; translation repressor activity. Bases 257 to 1291 code for a protein of 344 amino acids. The transcript is spliced from 6 exons. The record is from RefSeq and is a predicted model, not a curated record.